CACCCAGGCGCACUGAGUAAAGUAUGUCUUAACAAAAGCCCCAGAUUUACUGUAUGGCAGACUGACCUAAGAUGGCUGGGUCUUUAUCAGAAUAGGUCCCUGAAGCCAGUCCAGAAAGUCGCCACCGGUGCAUUUGGUACAGUGCCUGAGACCAUUCGCCCAGGAGAUUAAAAUGAUGCUCAACUCUUCCACCGAAGAUGGCAUCAAAAGAAUCCAGGAUGACUGCCCAAAGGCCGGGAGGCAUGGCUACAUAUUUGUCAUGAUUCCCACACUCUACAGCAUCAUCUUUGUGGUGGGGAUAUUUGGGAACAGCUUGGUGGUGAUUGUCAUCUACUUUUACAUGAAACUCAAGACAGUGGCCAGUGUCUUCCUUCUGAACCUAGCACUGGCUGACCUGUGCUUCUUGUUGACUUUGCCCCUGUGGGCUGUCUACACGGCGAUGGAAUACCGCUGGCCCUUCGGCAACUACCUGUGCAAGAUCGCCUCUGCCAGUGUGAGUUUCAACCUCUAUGCCAGUGUGUUUCUGCUCACGUGUCUGAGCAUUGAUCGCUACCUGGCCAUUGUUCACCCGAUGAAGUCCCGCCUCCGCCGUACCAUGCUGGUGGCCAAGAUCACCUGCAUCAUUAUCUGGCUGCUGGCCGGGCUGGCUAGCCUACCUGCUGUCAUCCACCGGAAUGUCUACUUCAUCGAGAACACCAAUAUCACUGUGUGCGCUUUCCACUACGAAUCUCAGAACUCCACCCUCCCCAUAGGACUAGGCCUGACCAAAAAUAUCCUGGGCUUCACGUUCCCUUUUCUGAUCAUUCUGACCAGUUACACCCUGAUCUGGAGAGCCCUCAAGAGGGCUUACGAGAUCCAGAAGAACAAGCCGAGGAACGAUGACAUCUUCAAGAUCAUCAUGGCAAUUGUGCUUUUCUUUUUCUUUUCCUGGGUGCCACACCAGAUCUUCACCUUUCUGGAUGUGCUGAUCCAACUGGGUGUCAUCCGUGACUGCACCGUCUCCGACGUUGUGGACACUGCCCUGCCCAUUACCAUUUGCUUAGCCUAUUUCAACAACUGCUUGAAUCCUCUCUUCUAUGGUUUUCUGGGGAAGAAGUUUAAAAAGUAUUUCCUCCAGCUUCUGAAAUAUAUUCCCCCGAAAGCCAAAUCCCACUCAACUCUGUCCACAAAGAUGAGCACGCUUUCCUACCGUCCUUCCGACCACCUGAGCUCUUCAACCAAGAAGCCGGCCCCCGGCUUUGAGGUAGAGUGAGGCUGGCAAAGCCGGUCUGUGAAGAGACCCAAAGAAAGGACCAGGAAGAAGGACCCAGAGAAACAUUCCUCCCAGCCACUUUGACACCAAAGGAGCAGCAGCAGCUUGCAUUUACACAGACAAUGGAUCGAGUCACUCUGAAUAAAAGUGUUUCCCUCCCUUUGCAGCAAAACAAAGCCACAGUUGACCACAAUUCGCACGGCAUCCGUGAUGGCCACUCAAAGAAUGUUGUCAGAAACUAGUGGCUGGUGUGGGCCUGGAAAAUCCCACUGGCAGAAAUGCGUUCUCCCCAACCUACCACCUCCCAACCACAUACACACCACCACCUCCUCGUGUUCUGUGAGUUUUGACUUCCACAUAAAGGCACAGAACUAGCAGCUGGACAGGGGAGUUCAAGGUCAUUCUGCUCAGCUUCCAGAGGACAGGAAAGCUCUGGUGUCUGCUUAGCUUUCAGAGACUGUGGCCUACUUGCGCCUCUUACUGUAUAUUCUGUACAAAGAUUUCCUACGUGAGAGUUGUCGAUUUUCUGAACCUUUCAUGAAUUCAGCCAGUGUCUUAAAGAGGCACAUUGCUGACCACAGCACCAUGGCCAAUUGUCUUGGUGGUGUUCCUAAAGUCUCACAUGAAAGCUGAACUUGUAAAGCUUGUUGUCUGUAUUGUACAACUGUGGCUUCCUAGUCAGGUCCAUUUGCCUUAGUCCGUAUCUGAGAAAUGUAUAUAGUUUGUGAUAAAAAGAUUGUAUAUCAUAAAGUAUGCUUUAUGUCUUUACAAAAAAACUAUCAAAAGAGUAUCUAUACUGUUUGAGAAAAGUACAUAGUCUAAAUAUAUGUGUAUCUCUAAACUGCCGUCAUUUGAUUUAAAUCUGACAAAGCUGUAUUUCCCUUGAAAUAAAGUAAUUUUAUUGCAACAUA
Messenger RNA from Dipodomys ordii (Ord's kangaroo rat), 2163 nucleotides. It is a transcript of the gene Agtr1, whose product is annotated as angiotensin II receptor, type 1. The transcript is spliced from 3 exons. The record is from RefSeq and is a predicted model, not a curated record. Lineage: Eukaryota; Metazoa; Chordata; Mammalia; Rodentia; Heteromyidae. Gene Ontology annotation, molecular function: angiotensin type II receptor activity. Bases 173 to 1252 code for a protein of 359 amino acids. Gene Ontology annotation, cellular component: membrane. Gene Ontology annotation, biological process: G protein-coupled receptor signaling pathway; regulation of vasoconstriction; immune response.